CCAUUUUUCUCCAGGGACUGUGACAUUGCAGAUGUGCUGAGUUGGUAGGUUUACAGGCUGGCUGCUGGGCAGACGUCUGGGCUAAUUCACUCUGACUAGCAGGUAGUUACACGACAGCCGAACAGGCAGCUUAAGAAAAUCUGACACUCACUUUGAGAGGCAAAACAAAGUAGACGUCUUAAAGAAGCGGUUUAUACUCCAACAAGUUGCACCAACUGUUCAGGCAUGCAGCUGGUAGCCUGCUUAGCGGUGCUGGUGCUCUGUGUGGCAGAGGCUGUAGAGAAUUGUCCCGAUGUAUGUAAAUGCACCAAGCAAACCAGCCCUGAAAGGUCAGAGGUCAACUGCCACAAGAAGGGGAUGAGGAAGUUCCCCUCCAAACUGCCCCCGGAUUCCUGGAUUCUUAAAAUGGGUGAGAACAGAAUAGUAGACCUCCCGCCAAACAUUCUGAAACCCAUCCCCAAGAUCGAAAGCAUCAACUUGGAACGCAACGUCAUCAAAUCAAUACACCCCCAGGCCUUCUCUGGAGCCCGGAGGCUGAUGCUGCUCAACCUGUAUGGGAAUCAGAUCAACAAACUUCCUCUGAAGGGCUUCCAGGACCUGCUCAACCUCCGCUUCCUCAUGCUGGGCCAGAACCAGAUUUCCAGUGUCAAACCAGACAUGUUCACUGGCAUGAGGAACCUCUCAGACCUGGACCUCCCUCUCAACUCUCUGACUGCCCUUCCUUCCAACGCCUUCAAGCCUCUGAUCGCCCUCAAGGUCCUGGACCUGGCCCUCAACCGCAUCCAGAGAAUCUCCACAAAGGGCUUUGUGGGCUUGACGGAGUUGCUGUUCCUCAACCUGGACAACAACAGCCUAAAGAGUAUCCCGGCUGGGGCCUUCAAGCCUCUGGCCUCCCUGGAGAUGCUGGUGCUGGAUAACAACCUGCUGUCCACGCUGACCUCAGCCACUCUGGAGGGCUUGUCCAACCUGCAGGAGCUUUACCUCAGGAACAAUGAGCUAGAGAGGCUGCCCCAGGACCUGUUCAGACACACACCCAAGCUUUCCCAGCUGGCCCUCAGUGGGAACAGGCUGAAGACUGUGGAUGGAAGCAUGUUCACCCAGCUGUCUGGCCUGAAGGAGGUGUAUCUCCAUGACAACCCCUGGACGUGUGACUGCAACAUCAACAACCUGGUGCGCUGGAUGUCCCAGACCAAGGCCAACCUCUCCCCUUUGGAGUCCCUGAGGUGUGUUGCCCCAGCAGGUUACCGUGACAAAGCCCUCAAUAGCCUCAAAGACCAGAAUCUGCGCUGCCGGGCCUAGACUGAAGACACGCCAACCCUUACAACGUGCUGCCAAGACUGAAGCCAAACCAACCUUUACUCUACUCCAGCAUCCUGCAUUAGCAUCCUGUAGUCCUGCUACAGAGUUACCUGUUAUACAACACCUACUACUCAGUUAUGGUCGAACGACAGCACAGUUACCCAUUUCAUUUCUGUAUAACACCUAAACUCUUAGAAAAAAAGGUUCCAAAAGGGUUCUUUGUGAGGCAAAGGGUUCUACCUAGAACCUUUAAAAGCAUAUGAACUGUUUUUGGAAGAAAGGGUUCUUUGAUGAUUCUUUGGAAGGCAAGAAGAGUUAUACAUAGAAUCAUAUACUGUAUCAUAUAUCCCACCAUUCUCUAUUGCAGGGGGAUUUUCAGUAUUGUUUGUUUUAAUAUCUGUGUUUUUGCAUGUGCAUUGAUUGAUUGAUAUAUUUGAUGCUACACAUUUUUCGAAACAAAUCCAAUCUGUCCGUAGUUAUUUAUUUCACCCGUUACUGAGAUGGUUGUUCCAGUUUAGAUGAUUGAGGUGGUCUCAGUAUUCUAUCUUCCCUACCCUGACAGUCAGUCAUUUUAAAUGCUGGUUGAGGGUGAUAAAGAAUUGCACUUGUUGUUUAUCCUAACUCUGGCUGGAUUCCAAUAGGAAUAAAACAUCACUUUGCAAGCCAGCAUAAUGUGACUUGCAGGCCUGGUGUUGCCUGUAAACUAGGAGUUUCCUAACACAAUUGUGUUAGGGUAUAACUCUGAAAGAAAGGCUAUAUGAUAUUUGUAAUGUAUUGUCAUAAAUAAUACAAUUUUGAAGGCUAAUAUGGCUGGUGGGACCAUUUGUAGAGGGAUCUAGGAAUAACCUUCCAAAGAUAAAAGGAUUCUCUGUAGAACUCUUCAAAGAGGGUUCUAGGAAGAACCUUUAGAUGAUAAAGUGGUUAUUGGUAGAACUCUUCAUAGAGGGUUGUAGGCAGAACCUUUCAUAUAGGGUUCAAGGUAAAACCAAACAGGGGGUUCUAUGAAGAACCCUACAUAAAGGGCUAUACAGGGAGAACCCUCUCCAAAAAGAGUUCCCUUAUGGGGACAAACUGAAGAACCCUACAUGGUUCUACUUAGCACCAUUUUUUCAAAGAGUGUACUGCAACCAUCGUCCAACAACACUGUUACCUAUUACUGUGUAACACCCACACUAGCCAUGGCCCAGCCACAGAAUGACCUGUCAUUGUGCAACACCCACACUAGCCAUGGCCCAGCCACAGAAUGACCUGUCAUUCUGCAACACCCACACUAGCCAUGGCCCAGCUACAGAAUGACCUGUCAUUGUGCAACACCCACACUAGCCAUGGCCCAGCCACAGAAUGACUUGUCAUUGUGCCACACCCACACUAGCCAUGACAACUGACAACUGUACAGUUAGCUAUUACAUUCCAACCAUAAGCCAGAGAUAUUAUAACAGUAUCACAGAAAGAGAAAGAAGAGCAAAAAUGGAUAUUUAAUAGCUUGCCCUGAGCUUUCUGUAAUUGUGGUGUUCUACUUAAUAAUUAGCUCCUUUUGUAAUUAGCUCCUUCAUCUGUGCUCCUGUUUUAGUUUCUUAAUCUUGUGUAUUUUAUAUUAUCUGAAGUAAAUGUAUUUCUAGCUUUUCUUAACAGUAAUAUCCUAUGCUGAUAAACCUAUAACAUAAGCUUAUUUUCAUGACACAAUAUGUAUAUAAGGCAAUUAUAUUAUUCAACAGAUAUGCAAUCAUUUUAUGCUUAUUAGUGUAAUAUCUUUGACGAUUUGCCUAUGUUUCUGAGCUUGUCACUGUAGAUUGUAGUCAGUUGAUCUCCUAAUCUAAAUAUACAAUAUCUCAUUGUUUCCAUUGAGUGAAACAUAUGCUAUU
Molecule: messenger RNA, 3161 nt
Organism: Oncorhynchus gorbuscha (pink salmon)
Lineage: Eukaryota; Metazoa; Chordata; Actinopteri; Salmoniformes; Salmonidae
Product: leucine-rich repeat-containing protein 15-like
Exons: 4
Coding region: 226-1299 (357 amino acids)
Molecular function (GO): protein binding
Source: RefSeq, a predicted model, not a curated record